AUGUGGCGGGACCGCACCAAUCUCUUCAUAUCCUACCGCCAGUCCUAUUCACACCACCCCCAGAAGAAGACGCGCUAUGGCGGACCCAGCUCGAAUGGCUUCGCCGACGGCAGACGCAUGUCGGAGGAGCGCCAGGGGCUCAUGUCCGGCGGCGCCUACGACGACGACGGCGACGCGGUGAUUGAGAUGGACCUGCUGCCUCCGCGCUGGCUGGACGUGCAAGACGAGAUUACCGACCACCUCACCGAGAUAGUGAAGCAGACGCGCAAGCUCGACCAGCUGCAUCAGAAGCACGUGCUCCCAGGCUUCGACGAUGAAGACGUCAAGAAGAGAGAGGAGCGCGAGAUCGAGCAGCUUACGCAAGACAUCACAAAGGGCUUCCAGAGAUGCCAGCAGGCCAUCAAGCGAAUAGAGAGGAUGGUGCGCGAAGCAAAGCAGCAGGGCAACAUCCACCAGGGCGAAGAGGUCAUGGCACAGAACCUGAAGAUAUCUCUGGCCACACGAGUCGGCGAAGUGAGCGCCAUGUUCCGCAAGAAGCAGUCUGCGUACCUGAAGAAACUCCGCGAUCUCGGUGGCUUCGCCUCGCCCUUCCGAUCAGCAACGCCCGUUCAGAACCCGUACAACGAUCCUGCCAUGCAAGAGUCAGACGCCGACCGAUCCUUUGCACAAUCUACAUCCCUCCAGACGAAGCAGCAGCGAAUGCGCCAUGACCCCAACGAAGCAAUCAUCGCCCAGCGCGAGCGUGAAAUCGAGGACAUUGCGCAGGGCAUCAUCGAGCUGGCCAACAUCUUUCAAGAGCUGCAGACUAUGGUCAUCGACCAGGGCAGUAUGCUCGAUCGCAUCGACUACAAUGUAGAGAACAUGUCCAGAGACGUGAAAGAGGCAGACCAAGAGCUCAAGGUAGCUUCUGGGUACCAGAAGAAGAGUAUCAAGAGAAAGAUCAUGCUCCUGUUGGCCAUACUCAUUGCGGGUGUCUUCAUCUUGCUCUCGCUCAAACUGGGUACCAAAAGCAGCAGCUCUCCAGCGCCGGCCGCCCCAGCCGUCCCAGACGAAGAUGCACCCAUGGUAGCGUUACGGACCAGGCGUCCGUCUUCGGCAUUACCAACAAGUCGCAUUUGGCAUCGACGGAAAAGAAGGUUGUGGAGGGGCUUAGCAGAGGAUGCACUCGAUUUUUAG
Molecule: messenger RNA, 1176 nt
Organism: Ascochyta rabiei
Lineage: Eukaryota; Fungi; Ascomycota; Dothideomycetes; Pleosporales; Didymellaceae
Product: t-SNARE affecting a late Golgi compartment protein 2
Exons: 3
Coding region: 1-1176 (391 amino acids)
Biological process (GO): vesicle-mediated transport; vesicle fusion; intracellular protein transport
Cellular component (GO): membrane; SNARE complex; endomembrane system
Molecular function (GO): SNARE binding; SNAP receptor activity
Source: RefSeq, a predicted model, not a curated record